CAAGUGCCUUAGCAUUCCCUGUUGCGUGAAAAUCACAGUUGUCGGGCUUGGCCGGUGAAUUGAAGGAUAAUUCUGAGUAUGUGAGAUUACCAGCCCAAAAACACAAGUUAUCUGUUAAUAAGCAUAUACGCUUGGCUGAACAUCCCUUUCCUAAAGCAAUAGCUCACUUUGAACAUGGAGAGCGGCACUUAAGUAGGAUAUAUAUAGACUGGUUACGCUGGAUUAGUCUGAGCUCUGGGGAUGUCAUUUAGGGGGGGAAAUCGCCUGUGUGCCUGCCUGACUUUGCGUUACGGUGUGCUGGCCGCCUUUGCGCUGGUUUCGCUUUCUCGGUGCGCAGAUUAGAGCGGCCGACAGGGUGACUGGCGUAGGGAAGCUGACUGCGCCGCUCUCCCACCCUCUCCCGGACCGCGGUCCCGGCAGCUGGAUUUCCGGUCGGACGGACUGGGACCGAGCCGUACUCUCCCAGCCCAGCGUCGGGGGCGCACAUCGGCCGCCUUGGGACCCGGACUAUCGGCGUUUCACCGCAGGACCUUGCGGGCCAUUAUGCUGGCAGAGGAUGGACGCCCCUGAAUACCUGGAUCUGGAUGAGAUCGACUUCACUGAUGACCUAGCGUAUUCUGUGACGUCUCUGAAGAAUAUUCCUGAGCUUUGUCGUAGAGGCGAGUCUCAGAGCGAAGAAAGACAAGUUCCGGCCAUAAACUGGAGUCGUGGGAUCAACUCACACGGUGGGAAUGGAAUCAAACCCACAGGCAUUGCCGACGUGCACAGCAAGUUUCGACCCGUCAAACGAGUGUCCCCUCUCAAGCACCAGCCGGAAGUCCCCGACACAGAGACGGACUGCAAGGGUCAGAGUGAAGAUGGCGGCAAGGAAGAUAGCCCUGACAAGGCGUCCCAGGCGAACGUGUCCCGAGUGGAUGAGCAAGGAUUCAAGGGCAAGAACGUGGGAGGGGAGGAACUAUUUGGGGAGCUGGAGCACUAUGACCUGGACAUGGAUGAGAUCCUGGACGUGCCUUACAUCAAAUCCAGCCAGCAAAUGGGAACCCUUCCCAGGGUCACCCCGGAGAAGAGGACACCAGUGACCAGCGACCGAAAUCAAGCAUGUAGAGCCGCUACCCUACCACAUUCAGAGACCUUAGGGUUCAUGCCCCCAUACUGCGUGCUGUCGCCUGUCAAGUGUCCAGAGAUGCGCAAGUCCAAGUCCAUGGAGCCUGAGCACCUCCGGCAGUCUGUAGCUCGGCACAACCACUCCCAGCUGAGCACCGCCACCUCCGAGCUGGAGAAGCUCUUGCCUAGCCGGACCUACCUGGAACCCAGAGCACACAAGCCAGCACCCGUGGUGCCUGGCAGUCAGCCUAAGAUGUUCCCCCUGCCGGACUGCGGCGGUGCCUGGGGCAGCCCCAGGGCUCAUGGAGAGUGCGACGAAGAUGCCAAAAAGGCCCAGAACAUCAUCAGCAUCAUCCGAGGAGGACAGAUCUCUCUUCUGCCUCAUCUGGCAGCUGAUAACCUGGAGCUCAUUCGGGACGAGGAGGGGAACAACCUGCUGCACAUCUCCGCUUCACGGGGCCACGCGGAGUGCCUGCAACACCUGACCUCGCUCAUGGGGGAGGACUGUCUGAGUGAGCGCAACAGUGAACAGCUCACACCAGCUGGCCUUGGCAUCAAGAACGGACAUCUGGAGUGUGUGCGCUGGAUGGUGAGCGAAACGGAAGCCAUCGCUGAGCUCAGCUGUAGCCGGGACCACCCCAGCCUGAUCCACUAUGCCGCACGUUACGGCCAGGAAAAGAUUCUCCUGUGGCUGCUGCAGUUCAUGCAGGAGCAGGCAAUCUCCCUGGACGAGCUGGACCAGCAGGGAAACAGUGCAGUGCAUGUGGCAGCCCAGUAUGGACACCUGGGCUGCAUCCAGACCCUCGUGGAGUAUGGCUCAAAUGUUACAGUGCAGAACCAGCAGGGAGAGCGGCCUUCCCAGACUGCCGAGCGGCAGGGUCACACCACCUGCUCACGGUACCUGGUGGUGGUGGAGACCUGCAUGUCACUGGCUUCCCAGGUGGUCAAGCUGACCAAGCAGAUCAAUGAGCAAACUUCUGAAAGAGUGACCCUCCAGAACCAGGUCCAGCAGCUGCUGGACUCACCACAUCGUGACGGCUCCCCAACCCGCUCCCCCAGCUGGUUCAUCCCGUCCAUGGUGCCGUGGCCGGAGAUGACCCUGACAGCAGAAGCGGCAGCCAACGGGGGCCAGUGCAUUGUACGGCAGCGCGACGUCGACUCGGAUGUGGUGUUGCGGCAACUCCUGGGGAAGGAGAUCGCCGAGAAGGUGUGCAGCCAGGGGAGGCUGACGCUGGAGUUCCGCGAGCCGCGCAGGCCAGGGGCGGGGCCGGGAGCAGGGGCGGGGCCAGGGGCGGGGCCGGCUGGCCGGCGGGAGCUCAAGCUGGCCAGGCUCAAGCAGCUGAUGCAGCGCUCGCUCAGCGAGUCGGACUCGGAUGCGUAUCCGGCAGAGGAGCAGAAGCAGGGCGUAGCAGCCGGCCGUGCCGAGAGGCCCCGCCAGUUGGCCCUUGCCGAGAGCGAUGAAGCCUCCUUCCUGGCCAAACGGAACGGCUCUGCGGCCGAGCGCAAGCUCUCCUUCGUCCACGGUGCCUCCAAGUCCAUGGAUGGGUACAACCCCUCGCCCACCUCGGAUGGCAGCGACCACGACCGCGAGACCAAGCCAGAGACGCCAGGGGACGGCCACGAGCAUGCCGACAUGCAGAAGGCCACCACCAGCCCCAAGAGUGCGCUGAAGUCACCGUCCUCCCGGAGGAAGCCCUCCCAGACCCCCAAACUCAGGGUGACAUUCGACGAGUCGCUCGCCCACAAGGGAGGACAGGACACAGAAACCAGGGGCACCCAUGAGAAAGGAGGCGGGGCCAGGACCGCAGGCGGCUCCGAGGGGGGGGAGGUGUGGAAGCGGCCGUUCGGGACCUUCCGCUCCAUCAUGGAGUCCCUUGGUGGGAAUCAAAACAGCAACAACAGCAAUGGCCAGUGCACUGCCCAAGCGAAGCACCCCAGUUUGGGGUUGGCACAGGGCUCGCCGGGCCGGAAGGCAGCGGCGGAUGCUAAAGCCAAUCCCGCCAGCCUCUCCAAGUCCAAAAACAAGAGCAGUGCCGUGUAGACCGUGCCUUUCUACACUUUGUUUCACAGGCAAGGCAUUCAGCUAGUGCAGUAUAUCUCAAACCAGGCCUCAGGCCCCCCGUGAGGGUCCACGUUUUAGCUCCCACCCAGCUCCCUGUUGAUUGGUUCAGGUGUGCUGGGAGCUGGGAGGGAGCAAAAAUGUGGACUGUUCUGGGGUCCCUGAGGACCGGGUUGGGAAACACUGUCCUAGUGAAAGGCCGAAAGGCGUGUUUUGUUUCUUUACAACGAACAACGGCAGGUCUUAGGGGAUUUCCCCUGCUGCCUUAGCCCCCCCCCCCCAGAGCUGAAGGGCUGAGUCUGAGUGCACGGCGACCCCAGCUUCUCGUCUGGCUAACUGGAGACUCAUGGACCAGGUGCUUGCGGCCCCCACCCUGCAUUAUCUACUGUUACUUUUUACCCAGAUUUCAGUUAUUUUGGGGGUCACUAAUUUCCUAGUGAAAUAUAUAUUUUUGGACUGUUUUGUAUUUUAUAUUUACCUGUGGCCUCAGUCUUCAGGCACUCGGCACCAUCUCCUUUGUCCAAGGAUGCACCAGGAGAGCAUUUCCUUUGAAUUCGCGGAGGUCUUCCAGUAGAUACUUCAGUGAGAUACCAGCAGGCCUGCCUUAUGCCACUCUUAAUGCCGGUUAUAGUGACACUGUUGCUAAGUUAUUUCCUUCACCUAGUCAUCAGCAGAAAGUGAUGUGGGACAAGCCUUGAGAGGGAUGAAUGGCGUGUGGAUCACAACCAGGUGGCAUGUUCACCGCUCCUCAGUUUUUUUUUGUGCAUGCGUGUUCUCCAGAAACCUGACUGACAAAGUUAGGGGGUCGCGUACCCUGUGACAGUUUGUACAUUUUUAAAUGUUUUCUUUUCUAAUCUUUUAUAAAGGAACAACGCUAAUCAAUGUUUCAAUUUAUGAAGAAUCCCAAUAAACACGGUUGGGAUACAUAAACAUUCCCGGUGUGGAGCCUCUGUCCACGAUCGCUUUGUGAAAGUGUUCAGUCGGCCUGUCAGACUUCCUUAGGUACCUGUGCUAAAACCUGGUCUCAGUGUGGACCCUCCAAAGCAGAGGUGGGUAAUUCAGGUCCAGAAAGCAAAAGUCCAGACCGAGUAUAAAGAAUCCCAGAGUACUCAACUGGUUGGUUGAAACAAAAUCUGGGUCUGGACUUUCAGUGCGUUUUUCCGCCGCACCUGGUACCGUACUUUUGGUUCUUCGAGAAAAUACCAAAAGUAUGCUACUUUAAAGAGUUGUUUUUCCACUGGCGUAAAAACCGGUACCGGCACUGAAUGACAUCACAGUGCGAGGCGGGUAUUUUGUGCUGAAUUCGAGAAAUGACUAGUAUAUUAUUUGGCUUGGCGACGCGCAAUACUAAUAUCAACAUUGCAUGUUAUGCACAUAGAAUUCAUACAUUGCUAGUCAGCUAUAUUAAAAUAAGGCUUUUUCUUGCUCUCUUUUCUAUACAGACAUUAUAGGUUAAUUUUCGCAAAAAUAUUUUUACUGUGUUACUCUGUCAUAGGGAAAAAAAACUUAGCAAGCUUUGCAAUUUUAAUUAUUCCUUUUUUAGAUUCUUAUAUGAUGAAAAAUCAGUUCAAAGUUUUACCCCCGCUGCUUUUGCAUGAGCGCUGCAUGCGUUCUCCAAGACAAUCAUAAUCAUCUUCAUCCUUGCUGUUUAAAUCACUUGAAGAUGGGCUUGUGAGAAAUUUAUGAACUCCUUUUUUGUUUUAUAAAUACUCCAAUAUUUAUCACAACAAAAUCACAUCGCUAGGACAGCUCGCUAUAUCCCUUAUGUAUUAGUAUAUUCAACUAAAUUCUUUUUAACUUCUUGUCAUGCCAUCCGGAUAUUUUUGUUGUAUAUGUUCUUAUGACUAAAUUGAUAUUUUUUUUUUACUUUGUUUAUCAAUAUUUUCUCCGUUUCUGCUUUCAAUGCACCAUUUGUAUUGUGUUUAGAGGCGGACUAUUUGCAUAACCAGUUGACAAGGAAAGUGGUUCAAGUCUGACCCCAAAGUACCAAUGAAGAACCCCAGCUGGUUUGGCACUUUCGGUACUGGAUCUUUUGGUACUGGUACUCAACCAGAAGUCAGUGGAAAAGCAAGAGUUCCUAAAAUAUAGUACCAAAAGUGUGGUUCUUGGUGCCGUGGAGAAGCGCCUUUCCUCUCUGGACUUGAACUACCCACCUCUCCACAAGAGGUUUCUGAAGGCCCAAACAUGGUCAGAGCGGGUUUACCUGUUGGAUGAUGCAAGGAGGCCCCACGAGAUCUUCAGUUGAAUUUGGGAUGCGGAGUUGGCUGUAAGAUGUCUGUACUGUGAAGCUGCAAGCUUCCAUUUUCUCACUGGGGGACCUUCUCUGGAGGCCCUACAGGCAUGUCUGUGGAUUCAGUGGGAACCAUUAGCAAGUGUUAAAAUAACUCGGGUUGUUCUUGAGCAGCUGUCAACAGAUUUGAAAAUGACAUUUCUAAAGGAGCUGUUGACAAGGGAGGAUACCUACAAAGAGUUAAGACUAAAAAUAAAAUGACUCCUAUUUUAA
Molecule: messenger RNA, 5666 nt
Organism: Paramormyrops kingsleyae
Lineage: Eukaryota; Metazoa; Chordata; Actinopteri; Osteoglossiformes; Mormyridae
Gene: sncaip
Product: synuclein, alpha interacting protein
Molecular function (GO): ubiquitin protein ligase binding
Source: RefSeq, a predicted model, not a curated record